AGAGGUUUGCUGAUAGAGAGAUGUCCGACGACGAGGCCCCGCAUUCCAAACCAGUAGAUGACGCGCCAAAUACUGCAGAAAAGAAGCAGGGCAUGGCGGCUCUGUUUCACGGAGUGGAAAAAUCGGCGGCCGAAAUCGAGAGCGAUGAAAUCCGGAGAGAAAAGUCGCGCGUUGCAGCAGCUUCCAUAGCAGCCGAUGUGCGGGAGCGUAUCGCUGGGUCUGGGCUCGCUCUUACAACAGGAAAAGGAAAGAGUGUGGUGGAAGAGCAGGAAGCAGUUACCAAGCAAGAAAUUGAUCAAAAGCCCUCCGGCUUUAGGACUGAUAUCGUUGAUCACCGUCUCAGUCUAGCUAGUCUUGCCGACAAAUAUUCCACGACAAUUAAUUCUCGGAACCCAUUGAAAUCGCAAGGGCUUUCACCAAGAGAUAUUGUUGAGCGAGCGAAGCGACAUGGACCAAAUGCACUUACACCGCCCCGUCGUACUCCUUGGUACUGGAAGUUCUUGCAAUGUUUGGGCAAUCUUUUCAAUGUGCUUCUCGGUGCGGCAGGAACCGGAUAUUUGAUAACUUACGCAAUCAAUCAAGUGGACUACUUUGAAAAUGCAUAUAUCGGAUGCAUCCUAAUUAGUGUCGCGUUUAUUAACGCAGGUAUCGAAUUUUAUGAACUUCAGAAAAUCGCUGCAAUCUUGGGGUCGUUCACAAAUCUCAUUCCCGCGCAAGCGGAGGUGAUAAGAUCUGGACAACUGAAAACUGUACUAGCACAAGAGAUAGUCCCUGGAGAUAUUGCAGUGAUUCGUGCCGGCGCUAAAGUGCCCGCAGAUAUGGUGUUAUUUAAUAGCACUGAUUGCAAGGUAGACAUGUCCAGUCUGACUGGAGAAAGCGAUCCACUAGGUCGGACUGCUUUGGAGAAUGGGGCUCCACCUGAUGUCGAAGCGAUUGACGCUCCCAAUGUGGUGUUCAACGGAAGUGUUAUCGUGUCCGGCGAAGCUUAUGGAAUUGUCAUUGGGACAGGAGAUGCAACAGUUCUGGGAAAGAUUGCCGAGCUUACCAAGGCCGAAAAAAAGCGCCGUUCGCCUCUCUCCUCAGAGAUACACCGCUUUUGUCAUACAAUAUCAGUGCUUGCCACUAUCACCGCUUUGAUAUUCUUUUUAUUUGCGGUCGCUCGCGGGCGUAACUUUAACUACGCAUUAACGUUCGGGAUCGGAAUUCUCGUUGCGUGGAUUCCUCAAGGGCUAGCGGUCACUGUCACGAUGUUAUUGACGAUCGCAGGAAGACGCAUGGCGGAACGGAGCGUUCUGGUAAAGGAUCUUCACGGGGUUGAAACGCUCGGUGCUGUUACGAUGCUCGCUACAGAUAAAACCGGAACUCUGACGAAGAAUGAAAUGACAGUUGUUAACUUGUACACUAGCGGUGUUGUGUGGUUCGCGGGACCUGGAGGCCCGAAUGAGUGUCCGGUGGGAGAAAGGCCUUUGAAAAUGGAUGGAAGUGGUAUUCCCCAGAUACUUCACAUGAGUGCUACAUGCACCAGAGCCCGCUUUGAUCGAACGGAUGUUCCGUUGGAGCAAAGAGUUGCAUUGGGCGAUGCAACAGAAGCAGGGCUUUUACGAUGGGCUGGAUCCAGGCUGAUGAACAUAGAUAAGCUUCCAGUGUUGUACCCCAAAGUAUUUGAAGUUCCCUUUACCUCUGAUACCAAAUGCCACAUCUCCAUUCAUCGGAAGGGACACUUGACGGGCGGGCUUACCCUUCAUAUGAAGGGCGCACCGGAAGUUGUUUGGAAGCGCUGUAGCACCGUGUGGAUUGAUGGAAAAGCGGUCCCCAUAGCUGAAACUGAUGAAAAACGGUUUGUAGAUGCGCAUGCAAAAAUGUGCGCAAAAGGACAUAGAGUGUUGGCAUUCGCGAUGCUGCAGCUCCACGGGAAGAAGUAUCCCGAUAACUGGAAAUUCGACAAGGAAAAGAAUAACUUUCCCACUACAGAUCUGACAUUUGUCGGGCUUGUUUCUCUAGAAGAUCCACCCAAAACUGGCGUACGCCAGGCGAUUGGGAAAGUACGUGGUGCGGGGAUAAAGGUAGUUAUGGUUACUGGCGAUCACCCGUUAACAGCAGAAAGCGUUGGAAGAUCCAUCAACCUUGUCACUUCUCUGUCUCCCACGCGGCUCUCGUAUCACGACGACCUUCCUGUUGCACGUCCUAUCCGAGAUCGGGACAACACUUCGUGCGUCAUUCUAAGUGGGUCGGUUCUCCCACAUUUGACUGAUAGCGACUGGCUACACAUACUUCUUCACGAUGAGGUAGUCUUCGCUAGAACCUCCCCAGCACAAAAAUUAGACAUCGUAACUCGAGCACAAGCCCUAGGGCAUAUUGUUGGCGUGACAGGGGAUGGUGUGAACGACGCUGCCGCGCUUAAGAAAGCAGAUCUCGGAAUAGCCAUGAAUAAGACUGGAAGUGAUGUAAGCAAGGAGGCAGCUGGAAUGGUGCUACUGGAUGACGAUUUUGCAACCAUUGUGAAAGGUAUAUUAGAAGGGCGCCUCAUAUUUUGGAAUCUGAAAAAGGCCAUUAAAUACUCACUGACACAUAUCAUGGCGGAAGUGAUUCCCUACCUUCUUUUUGUUCUUGUACCGAUCCCGCAGUGCCUUACGUCAAUUCAAAUUCUUGCGGUAGAUUUGGGAUUCGAACUAUUUAUCACGCUAUCUUUUGCUUUCGAACCACCAGAAGAUGAAGAGUUGAUCAUGAAGAUGCCGCCUCGUCGACCUGUUACAGAAGAAAGCAUAAUGGCUGUAAUGCAUGCGCGACGACUGCGUCGAGACGCAAAGCGGAGAGCUAUGGACGAAGAAAUUGCAGCGGAGGCAGGCGAGGCUGGUUUAUCAAGAGAAAAUGAGAAUGCGGAGGACGAUGGGGGAGUACGAUCAGAUUCCCACGAAGGGAUCCCUUUGGGAGUUGCCACGUACACCGAUUCCCAUAUGCUAAUGGCCAGGCUGGUAGAUGAAGACGCAGAGUUGCUCAUGGAAGAUAUUCGACAACAGAAUGUGGUUGGCGCAGAAGCCGCAGAAGCAGCAGCUGCUCGAAUCCGAUCUCGGUACGAGAAAUUGUGGUUUGAGGUCCGGGCAGUACUCACGCAACCCGGAUACUGGAGGGCGCAGUAUCGUGCAUGGCGAGAGCUCACCCAGGGGUUUAUCGUUGGAGAGAGGUUGGUAGAUGGAGAUGUGAUGAUGUGGGCAUACCUGGAGGGCGGCGUUAUUGAAUGUUGCGGUGGCCUCGCGACAUUCUUCGCUGUGCUCUGGUUCUCAUUCGGCAUAUCAGGAGCGGAUGCGGUACGUGCACAAAAAGGCAGACGCUACUUCCUACCGCAUAGCCCUCCACUCGAGUUGGGCAAUGGGUCUUAUGUGCUGGGUGAUGCACAAUUCGAAGCACUCAAGCAAGCACAAAGCGGUUUCUACCUCUCAGUAUUGAUUAUUCAAGUGUGGAACCUGUUCGCUUGCAAAGCUCGUUUGAGACUACCCUUCGGGAAGUUUAUGGUCGAAAAUCCAAAGACGUGGUAUGCGCUCCUUGCCGGUUGUGCGGUUGGUUUUUUCAUUGUUUACACUCCUUUAAUGAAUGCGCUUUUCUUCACGUCAAUGAACGUCGAUCCUAUUUUUCUACUCGUUCCCAUGAGUUUCGGCGGAUUCCUUUUGUUAUACUCCAUUUUUCGAAGAUUGGUAUUACAAAGAGUUAAUCCUGAUGAAAGAAGUGCAAGUGUUGAAGGGUUGAACAUGGCUCCGUCAAACUGGUCUCUCAGCGAUCGGAGCAAAGCAUCAACAUCUGGACACAGGAGGGGUUUAUUGAGUGGUCUCCGAAUAGGCAAGAUUGUAACUACUGAUAGCUAGCUGAGCACAUCCGCAAGCACCAGCUAGAAGAUCAUCGUUCGCGUGUGGUGAAAAGUGUCGUUUUGACAGUGUGUUUACGGAA
Spizellomyces punctatus DAOM BR117 is the source of this 3939-nucleotide messenger RNA. Its product is annotated as Na,H/K antiporter P-type ATPase, alpha subunit. The record is from RefSeq and is a predicted model, not a curated record. Gene Ontology annotation, cellular component: membrane. Bases 21 to 3857 code for a protein of 1278 amino acids. Gene Ontology annotation, molecular function: ATP binding; P-type sodium:potassium-exchanging transporter activity; ATP hydrolysis activity. NCBI's taxonomy places the organism in Eukaryota, Fungi, Chytridiomycota, Chytridiomycetes, Spizellomycetales, Spizellomycetaceae. The transcript is spliced from 14 exons. Gene Ontology annotation, biological process: sodium ion export across plasma membrane; potassium ion import across plasma membrane; intracellular potassium ion homeostasis.